This is a messenger RNA of Mesitornis unicolor (brown roatelo), 1417 nucleotides long. RefSeq names its product nuclear mitotic apparatus protein 1 (gene NUMA1). Gene Ontology annotation, cellular component: spindle microtubule; spindle pole; centrosome. Gene Ontology annotation, biological process: establishment of mitotic spindle orientation. The record is from RefSeq and is a predicted model, not a curated record. The annotation marks the transcript as partial. NCBI's taxonomy places the organism in Eukaryota, Metazoa, Chordata, Aves, Mesitornithiformes, Mesitornithidae. Gene Ontology annotation, molecular function: microtubule binding. The transcript has 11 exons.
AUGGGGGACACCCGCACGGACACCCAUGGGGUGACUGGGAAUCGCCCCGCAGAGCACUGCAAGCACAAAUCGGCAGCGGAGAACCUGGUUUUGGCGCAGCAGCUGCUGGAGGGAGAGGAGCUGGCGUUGGCCAAGGUGGCUGUGCUGCUGCUGUACCACACCUCCAUGAGCUGCAAGAGCCCCGGGGACUGGAAUGAGUUUGACUACAAGACUCAGGUUGAGCUCGCAGCCAUCCUCAAAUUCGUGCUGGACAACGAGGAGAGCCUGAAUGAGAACCUGGAGAUGUUUCUGCUGAGGAAAGCGCCGCUCUCCUCGUCCGGCAGCAGCUCCGAGGAGCACUCUCCACUGCUCUCCUUCCCGCACAAGCGAGAGGUGCGGUUCCUGGAGCUGCAAAAGAUCGCCUCCUCCUCCUCCUCCUCCGCCAACAACGCGCUGCCCGGCCCCCCAUCCUCCCCCAUGGGGGACGUGAUGCAGACCCCCCAGUUCCAGCUGCGGCGGCUGAAGAAGCAACUGGCUUCCGAGAGGGAGAACCGGGACGAGCUGGAGGUGGAGCUGGCAGAGAACCGCAAACUCGUCACGGAGAAGGAGGCGCAGAUCUCCAUGAUGCAGCAGCGCAUCGACCGCCUGACGCUGCUCAACGAGAAGCAAGCGGCCGACCAACUGGAGCCCAGGGAGAUGGAAGAGCUGAGGGAGAAGAACGAGAGCCUGAUGGUGCGCUUGCACGAGGCCCUCAAGCAGUGCCAGGACCUGAAGACCGAAAAAGGCCAAAUGGACCGAAAAAUCAACCAGCUCUCUGAGGAGAACGGGGACCUUUCCUUCAAGCUGCGGGAGAUCGCCAGCCACUUGGUGCAGCUGCAGGAAGCCCUGAACGAGCUCUCGGAGGAGCACAACGCCGCCCUGGAGCAGUCACAGGAAAAACAGGGGCAGCUGGAGAGCGAGCUGCGCGCUGCCCUGCAGGAGAAGAAAUGCUCAGAGGAGAAGAUCGAGAUCCUCCAGGGGAAGGUUUCACUGCUGGAGGAUCAGCUGGCCAAGCUGCGCGAUUGCAGCGCCCAGGAGAAGGGAGAGGUCAUGGGCGACGUCCUGAAGCUGGAAGAGCUGAAGCAGGAGGUGUCCAACCUCGCCGCGAAAGGAGCCGAGCUCCAGGCCACCGGCGAGCGCGGCCGCUUGGAGGAGGAGAAGCAGCAGCUGGGCGGCCUUGUCACCAGCCUCCAGAGCUCCCUCACUGAAAGCCACCGCGCCAGGGAGAAGCUGGAGCAGGACCUGCGGGUGCAGGAGGCCGAGGCGAGGCGUGAGGCGGAGGCCGGGCGUCUCGCCACCAUCGAGGCCAAGCACGAGAGGGACUCAGCCCUGCAGCAGCUCCAGCACCUGCGGGAGGCCAACGCGGCCCUAAACAACCAACUGCAGGCCAUGGCGCAGG